Clonostachys byssicola is the source of this 1590-nucleotide messenger RNA. NCBI's taxonomy places the organism in Eukaryota, Fungi, Ascomycota, Sordariomycetes, Hypocreales, Bionectriaceae. The record is from the annotation of a GenBank genome assembly.
AUGGGAUCCCGGAAAUCUGAAGAUGAUCCCAAUGUUGAAACGGUCGAAACGACCUUGGAGGCAGAUGCCGAUACGCACGGCCAACUUCAACCUAGCGAGGGCUUCAUCAAACUUAUCCAAAAUGAUUCUGUUAUCUUGAUACCUCGCCCGAGUCAAGACCCCAAAGAUCCGCUGAAUCUCCCGACAUGGCACAAAGGCGUCAUAAUAUUACUUGUCGGUCUGUACAGCGCCAUCUCAGUCCUCGCAACUUCUGGCCUCGGUGCCGUUUUCCCAUACGUGGUCAAAGACUACCCCGACCAGGCUACGAGAGCGACCGAUCUGUUGACAUACCCAACUCUGUUCAUGGGAAUUGGAAACCUUAUAUCCAUGCCCUUGACACUGGCACUCGGGAGACGUCCCAUUUUCUUGAUUUCCUUGCUCAUGCUCGCCGUGACUGGUCUCUGGUGUGCAUUUUCGACUUCCUUGACGAGCCACAUUGCCGGGCGUAACUUCCUCAGCAUGGCGGCCGGACAGAGUGAAGCUCUUGCUCCUUUCAUUGUUGAGGAGAUUCACUUCUUGCAUGAGAGAAGUACCAAGAUUGCUUGGUAUAUUGGAGUCCAGGCAGCAGGAACGGCGGGUAUGUUUGUUGCAACAACUUACAUUGUUCCCCAAUUUGGUCUCAAGUGGUGGUAUUUGGUCAUCACUUUCAUUUCCUUUGGGCUGUUGGUUUUGUCAUUUUUCUUCGUUACGGAGACAAUGUACAACAGAGCUGAUGACCCCCUGGCCGAAAGUGACCCCGACCAGAAGCCGACGACACGCGAAUCUCACCGGGUGCGACCUGAAAUAUACGGCCCCCGAACAUGGAAACAUGAUUUGAAGAUGUUACAUUACAAAGCAAACUGGAGUGAAGUUCUCACGUUUUACAAACAAACUGCACAAGGAUUUUGUAUCCCAUCAAUUCUGUGGCUUUUGUUGUUAAAUGGCGCUUGUCUCGGUGUCUACGUCUACCAUGCGUCGACAUUCGCAGUCAUCCUAAUGGCGGAGCCAUACAACUUCAAGUCUUCAUGGCUAGGAUGGGUCCAGCUUGUUCAAGUCUUGGAUUGUGUACUUUUGAUCCCCAUUGUGGGAUACGGGUCUGACUUAUUAGUCAAGCGUCUUAGUGCCUGGAGGAAAGGGAUGUUUGUGCCUGAGGAUAGGUUCAUCUCUCUCGCACUUCCAAUAGUUGCCGUCAUCCUGGCAUGCGUCAUCUAUGGGCAGGCGGGCGCCCACCCAGAGAGAUGGCACUGGAUGGCGAUUGUGGCUCCUUAUCACAUUGGCUUGUUUGCCUUUAUGAGUGCCAACCUUGUGGCAAUUACAUAUUCCAUCGACAGCUUCCCCAAGCAGGGCGGGGCUCUUCUGAUGGUUAUUUGUGUCGGUCGCGGAUUCAUCAGCUUCGGGCUGAGCUACUCGACAGUCCCCCUGAUUGAUGCAACUGGGUAUGAUGGGGCCAUGAACAUUCUGGCCAUUAUAUGCGGUGUCUUGGGCGCCAUCACAGUUCCAAUGUACUUCCUAGGUCCGCGGUUCCGCAGGUGGGCGUUGAAGACGUUUUGGGCAGUCGACAAGAGUUUGUGA